Molecule: messenger RNA, 2974 nt
Organism: Pangasianodon hypophthalmus (striped catfish)
Lineage: Eukaryota; Metazoa; Chordata; Actinopteri; Siluriformes; Pangasiidae
Gene: tbx22
Product: T-box transcription factor 22
Exons: 8
Coding region: 216-1748 (510 amino acids)
Biological process (GO): cell fate specification; regulation of transcription by RNA polymerase II; positive regulation of DNA-templated transcription
Cellular component (GO): nucleus
Molecular function (GO): RNA polymerase II cis-regulatory region sequence-specific DNA binding; DNA-binding transcription factor activity, RNA polymerase II-specific
Source: RefSeq, a predicted model, not a curated record
CUUUGGGAAGUUGUCGCUCUUCUGCCCUUCCUCUGCGCCCCUGUUGGUGCCUCCCAGUUUAGGAGCUGAAUGUGAAGUGGGUGGGGAAGUGUGCGUGGAUGUGGACGCAACUCACACUGCAAAAUGCUCGGCGAUUUAAACGCAAGCGCGCACGGGACACACGCCUGAAGUAAAAGCCUGUUAAAACAGCAAGGGAAGCUGAUUAGAGCUCCUGGAUGGCCAUGCAAAGUCUGAGUGAAGCCGGGGAGAGAGUUUCGGUCGCCUGGCCGCGGGCGCAGGGCCUGAGCCGAAGAGCGCACGCUUUCUCUGUGGAGGCUUUAGUGGGGAAAAGCUGCAAGAGGAUGAAAGUAGAAAAGCACAAGGAGGAGAAGAUAGAGGCAAGUGAGUGCGACUUGGACACAUCGACUGGGACUGUCGUGGAUGAAGCAGAGGACAGCGAGUAUCAGAUCGAGGAAACUCUUGAGACCACGAGCAAACCCGCCGAGGACAAAAGCGCUCCGGACGCACAGAUCCAAGUGGAGCUGCAAGGGUCCGAUCUGUGGAGCAGAUUUCACGAGAUUGGAACAGAGAUGAUCAUCACCAAAGCGGGCAGGAGAAUGUUUCCAUCUAUCCGAGUGAAAGUGAGGAACCUGGACCCCUUCAAGCAAUACUACAUCGCCAUGGACAUCAAGCUCGUGGAUUCAAAGAGAUACAGGUAUGUGUACCACAGUUCUCAGUGGAUGGUGGCUGGAAACACAGAUCACUCGUGCAUCAGCCCUCGGCUUUACAUCCACCCGGACUCGCCAUGCUCCGGAGAGACGUGGAUGCGCCAAGUGAUCAGCUUCGACAGGGUGAAAUUAACAAACAAUGAAAUGGACGACAAGGGCCAUAUCAUCCUGCAGUCCAUGCACAAGUACAAGCCGCGCGUGCACGUAGUCGUGCACGAGCCCUCUGUGGACGUGUCGCAAAUCUCUGCGCUCCCGAAUGAAGGCGUGUGCACCUUCUCCUUCCCCGAGACCCAGUUCACAACAGUGACAGCCUACCAAAACCAACAGAUAACAAAACUGAAGAUUGACCGAAACCCCUUUGCCAAGGGCUUCAGAGACCCAGGAAGAAACAGGAAGCUUAUCUCCCAUAGGGGCGUACUAGACGGCGUUCUGGACUCUUAUCCCUGGCGAAAUCCAUUUGGUCUCAAUUUGAAACCAUUUACUCUGGAGCUGCAAGGUGAAAAUUGUGGGUCAUCUGAGAGCUGUGGCGACAUUUCCCCUCUGAAAAGCCUCUUGCCACACCCCAGUUCCUUGCUCUCCCACCCAUUCACCCUCUCUGGCCCUGAAAGUGAUCACAACCUCAGUGUCCCCCUUUGCUCUAAAGUGACCUCUUCAAACACCUCCUUCACAAGCCAAUCCUACUGCAGCCUCAUACCAGACAGACUCAGAGGUUACUCAGGGUUGCGACCCUUGAUGGACUACCCCAUGCUGUCUCCUCUCCAUGGCAAAAAAAUAGGAGGUUGCAGGGGCCAGUGCCUCCAUAGCCACUGCUUGCUUUCCAUCCAGAACCUUCAGGCGAGCCGAACCUCUGGAACUCACCAGGAUACUGCAACAACAUCUCUCAUAUCACCAUAUGGCCUGUACAGCUACAGUUUACCUUUCAGGCCGCACUUCUCCAGCAUCACCAGCACAUCAAAACCAGCUGACAGCAUAAUCCUGGCAUCAUCUGAGAGCCUUCUGCGCCAAACAGCCUGGCAUUCAACUGUCAAUCACUGCGUCUGACCUUGCCAGAUGCUGGAACUGAACUCUAGAUAAACAUGUCCUUAAAACCAAUACAUAGCUGCUGUUCCCCCUGCUAUUCGUAUGGGUCAACACAAAAUAGCUAGGAUGUAAUGUGAAUGAGUGGAGCAUGAGACUGUUACUAUACUGGAACUCUACAGUGCUAAUGCUGGAAAAAGACUGCACUUAAUUUUUCCUAGUGGAAGACAGGAUUGACAGAAUGGUUUCUAUAAAAAAGAUGAACAGACCUGCGAUUUCCAGUGGCAAUUUUGUUAUUUUAAUUCAGAACCCUCCUUAUUCUCUGAGAAAAUGUUGUAUUAUGAUAUAUUUUGUUAUAUUUUUUCCAACCACCUGUUAUAUUGAACAUUUUUGUUCUAAAAAUAUACUAUGGAGGCCUGUAUACAUAUAAAACUUCAACCAACGUUACAUUUGUCUCGACAUAGUGCAUCUGAAAUAAAACCUAUCACCAUUUCGUUUUCAAAGUCAGAUAAAGUAUAAGCAUUUUGACGUUAAACAGUGCAUCUCACUGUUUAACAUUAUUAUUAUCAAUAUCAGUAUAAUCUAUACAUUUAAAGAAAAAAAUCUAUUUUUUUGUUUAGACUUCUUUCAUUGGCAUAUUUGUCUAUUUUCACUUUAUUUAAAUUAGGUUUCCUACAUUACCCACAAUGCAAUUCGAGUGCUUGCUGAUAGUGGCACCAGUGAGAAUUCAUCUCAACCUACAGAGAGCGAUGCAGCAACGUUUUAGUCCUUUACUCUGUCCAGCUCUCUCACCUCCUCAUAUGUACAGUCUUCUCAAAUACAAAUGGUUCCAAAGCUUCAAAUUUCAUGCUAAUACCACUGUAAACACCAUUGUGCUUGUCAUCUAGUAGAUCUCUACCUAGCCAAUCCAUGUCUCUGCUGCAAUCCAGUGCAAAUGUGUUGUUAUAGCUGCAUUGCAUUCUGGAGCUUCUACACGGAGCUCUACAACUUCUACAUUGGGUUUCUCAUUAAUGAGGCAUUGAAUGUCCAUGGAAAAUGGUGAGUGAGAAAAGAAGCUCUUGCUCUUUUGGUUUUAGGAGUUAACAGCAAAAUCAGAAACCCCUUAUGUCUGAAAUCGCUGAAUUUUUUUUCUCUUCUACGAAGCACCAAUGUAACUAUGCUAACAAUGUGCCCCUGUGAUGUCAUAGUGGCAGACAACCACUAACUUCUCAAGGAAAUAAUGAGAAUAUAACACCAACGAUUUAGCAAGA